CUUACACAAACACAUUUAAACAACUGGUCUCAGCUAGAUGACAUUCAUGUAAAUCCUGAAUGAAGAUUAUUGUAGACAUUCUUUAUAUAACACUGAAGAUAGUUUGAAUCAUUUUUAAUCCAUUUCACAGAGAAGAUACUGCUCAACCAGGACAUGCAACAUGAUGUUAUCUGGACCAUUGCUUUUUAUCCUGGCUGUAUUCGGCUACUUUACGGUCAAUGGCAGACCAGCAGGUGGCUUCCUGCGUAACAUGGACAGCUUCAUUCAUGCUGUGCAGCAGGUUGAAGACUCCAAUCCUGGUCUGUCAUCUCUGGAUCUGAUCCGGGCCUUGAGGAGGACUGCAGGCCAUGAUGAUGCUAUGACCAUCCACUUGUUGGGUUCUUCGUAUAACCUCAGUGAUGCUGUGGUGCUGCAGACGUCCAUCCAUAACUCUUCAUCCUUUUUCGACAAAGCCAUCCACCACUUAGUGACGGACCACGGUGAAGAAAGAGGUGUAGUUCUGGCUCCUGAUGGCACCACAGUAGCUCUAGCGCCCUUACUGCUGGGAAUCGAGGCAGGACUGAAGGCCCGGAUGGAAGGAACACCUCCAGUUGGGAUCUUCCCUCUGACAUUAGGGAGGACGCUGGGUCUGUCUUUCCUCAGCCUCCAGGAUUUCCCACCGUCCAGUCGCCUGGGCCCAAAUGGAUGCUGGGACAAUGUGGACCACCCAAAAGUCUUCAAACUGUCUCGACCUGCCACUCUGGCAACUGAUGCUGUCAUUAACGGAGGCAUGGAUGGAGCUAUACUGGGCACAUACGUUAGCAGUCUACCUACAUCUGAACAACCACCAUCCAUCAGUGAGAUUUUACAAGGAUACUAUAACUUCACUCUGCAUGAAGGCCAGGGUCUGGAUGAUUUGACCGGCUACAUUAGCCCGAAGCGAAGGGAGCUCUCCAGAUCCAUUCUGGAGUCCCUUGAUCUUCAGACUCAGGUGAUGGAGACACUGGAGAUGGUCUGGAGGUUGGAGAAGACACAAUGGAUUGCUCAGGACACUGGAGUGGGGAAGGCGGUGAGGGAUGGACUGCAGGCAUUUGUGCACAAAUACUGGGUCUGUCCUCAAAUCAUCCCCCGCUGUCAGUGGGGGGCAAAGGCCUACAACGGCACUCCACUCCCACUGUCCCUGCCUCUUCAGUUUCUGUACGUCCACCACACCUAUCAGCCGUCCUCUCCGUGUUUAACCUUCCCACACUGCUCUCGUGACAUGAGGGACAUGCAGCGUUUCCACCAGGACAUCCGCGGAUGGGGUGACAUAGGAUACAGCUUUGUGGUUGGCUCUGAUGGUUAUGUAUACGAAGGCAGAGGUUGGAACCUUCUCGGCACACACACCAGAGGCCACAAUGAUGUCGGGUAUGGAGUAUCGAUCAUCGGCAACUACACCUCAACCCUGCCUUCUCACUACUCCAUGGACCUACUGCGACACCGACUGGUCCAGUGUGCAGUAGAUGGGGGAAGACUAGUUUCUAACUUUACCAUCCAUGGGCACAGACAAGUGGUGAACUACACCUCCUGUCCUGGAGAUGCUUUCUUCUCAGAAAUAAGAAGCUGGGAGCAUUUCAGGGAGUGACAGCAACACAGUUCUCUAUGUUUUGGAUUUUUAGAAAUGACAGGAUAAUUGUCAUUCCUUUGAUAAAUAAAAAGGUUUUACUGUAUGA
Sphaeramia orbicularis (orbiculate cardinalfish) is the source of this 1691-nucleotide messenger RNA. Its product is annotated as N-acetylmuramoyl-L-alanine amidase-like. The transcript is spliced from 4 exons. Gene Ontology annotation, molecular function: N-acetylmuramoyl-L-alanine amidase activity; zinc ion binding. Gene Ontology annotation, biological process: peptidoglycan catabolic process. The record is from RefSeq and is a predicted model, not a curated record. Bases 161 to 1603 code for a protein of 480 amino acids. Lineage: Eukaryota; Metazoa; Chordata; Actinopteri; Kurtiformes; Apogonidae.